Microdochium trichocladiopsis is the source of this 1482-nucleotide messenger RNA. RefSeq lists its product as uncharacterized. The record is from RefSeq and is a predicted model, not a curated record. NCBI's taxonomy places the organism in Eukaryota, Fungi, Ascomycota, Sordariomycetes, Xylariales, Microdochiaceae. Gene Ontology annotation, biological process: regulation of DNA-templated transcription. The transcript is spliced from 4 exons. The annotation marks the transcript as partial. Gene Ontology annotation, molecular function: zinc ion binding; DNA-binding transcription factor activity, RNA polymerase II-specific.
AUGCCCGUCACUCUCCGCCGCUCCUGCGCCGCCUGCGCCCGCGCAAAGCACAGCUGCGACCUCCGCACCCCGCGCUGCUCCCGCUGCGUCCGCCGCAACUCGCCCUGCCACUACGCAAAUGCCCCUCUGACCGCCACCGCCACCGCCUCCGGCUCUGGCUCCGGCCCGGCCCAGGCCCAGGCUCUUGCUCUCACGCACCGCCGUCGUCCUGCCCCGGUGGACAGUCCCGGCACGGCCUCUCCUCCCAGCAGCAGCACCAGCAGCAGCCCUGGUGUUGUGCUCCUCGACUUUGGUCUCGGUGCUGCCUGCGACCCCUUCGAGUCGUACCCCCAGAUCCGCCUCCCCCGCAAUGUCGUCCAGCGGCUGAUGGAUCGUUUCCUCUCCAAGAUUGCCUUUACGUACUAUCCGCUUGACCGCAGUGCCGCGUCAAAUCCCUUCAUCACGUCUUGGUGGCCCCGCGCACUCGCGGACCCGGCCCUGUUCCAUGUCUCUCUUCAGACCGCCUCCCUCGACGAGGAGCUCAUGGCCCAGAAGGGCUUCCCAAACUCCCAGGUCCUCAUGAGCGACUCCAUCUCGCUGCUUCGCCGCAAAGUCGGCGACUCGUCCCGUGCUAUCCAGGACGAGACCAUCAACGCCGUCGUCACCCUGGCCGCCAUCGAGCAUGGCAAGGGCAACGUCGCCACCAGCCUGGCGCAUAUUGACGGGGUCAAGGCCAUGGUCGAACUCAGAGGUGGCAUCAAUGUCGUCAUGCAGGCCAAUUCUCUUACAGCACGCAUGGUGACUUGGGUUGCAUUGCUCGUCACCGGCGAGCCCCAGUUUCCGACCCAGGACGACGCACAGACUCAGCAUCUCAACGAUGGCCUCGCCCCCAUCGAAGAAUGGACCGCUCUCCUAUCCAACCGGGAGAGUUCUGAGCUCGACACUCCGGCGGAAAUGGCAUCCGGGCUAGACCCCAGUGUUGCCAAUGUCUAUUACCAGGUGCGGGCCCUGCUACAGCCCACGGGAACGGCUUGCCUCUUGCCAGGCAGCAAGAUCCACGACUUGACUUGCUUUGCCAUCCACAGAUUGCUGUCAGUAUCGGCUCCCGUGCCACAACAAGCCGGCGAUAACGAUGUCUCCGCCCUGACUGAGUGCCUCCGCUAUGGGCUGGCCAUCUACAUGUUUCUGCUACACGGCCACGCGUAUUACCCCCACGCCGAGAUCCUAUUUAGCUUGGUAGUGCGGCUGCAUAGAUCCAUGGAGCUGUGGACGACUCAUGCCCGACCUCCGCCGGAAAGUCCUCUUGCCAUCUGGCUUUUGUCAACAGGGAUGGUGGCUGCUGCUGCGACCCCGGAGUGGGACUGGUUCGCCCAGCAAGCUGCAGCUCGCCAAGCCGGCAAGCCGUUUUCCUGGACAGAUACCUUGCGCCACCUGCAAUCCGUCCUCUGGCAUGCAAGCGAUUACUACGAGCAGACCUACAAGACGGCGUGGGAACAGGCGCUU